UUGUGGUUUGUAAAAACACACAAGCCGCAAGUCCCUCGAUCACCGCCAUUGCUUUGUUUCCUUUCCUCUCGUCACGUUCUCCAUUUUUGGGAAAUAUUCCAAGAUCUUGAAUUGCCUACCUCUGUCUCUCUGGAUAUUUCUUGAUACCACUAUCACCAAUCGAUUAGCAUUGAGUCAAAAACUAUUCUUGAUGGUAAAAGCAUAUAGACAAGAGCAUGUCUACAAGCACCCGUGGGAGCGGGUGAGUGCCGCCUCGUGGAGGAAGUUUGCAGACCCUGAGAACAAACGCAUCCUUUCUCAUAUCCUCGAAGUCGACACCUUGAACCGCAAGCUUGACACUGACACCGGCAAACUCCACACCACUCGUGCCCUCACCAUCCACGCUCCUGGACCUUGGUUCCUUCACCGGAUCGUGGGCCAGGACAUCUGCCACUGCGUUGAGUCAACUGUUGUGGAUGGCAAAUCACGUUCUAUGCAGCUCAUAACAAAGAACAUUAGUCUCCAGAAGUUCGUUGAAGUGGAGGAGAGGAUAAGCUAUGAUCCUCAUCCAGAGAAUCCAUCGGCAUGGACGGUUUGUAGCCAGGAGACAAGCAUUCGGAUCAAACCCUUGUCGGCUCUGGCCUCAAUGGCUGAGAAAGUUGAGCAGAAGUGCGCGGAGAAGUUCAUGCAGAAUAGCGCGAAAGGGCGAGAGGUUAUGGAGAGGAUUUGUAGGUAUAUGGAAGCAGAAUCAGCUCGUGUCUAAAAGAUCCAAACAAGAAGGAAACACUCAACAGAUUUACUACAGUAUCUUGUUUUUGAAUGUUUUGUGGUAAUUCAAGACUACGUGUUGGUGUCAUGGUAAUAAUAAAUCCAUGAGACAGUUAAGAUCAAGCUUCUGUUUUUUGUUUUUCUC
Brassica oleracea var. oleracea is the source of this 892-nucleotide messenger RNA. Its product is annotated as protein slowmo homolog. Lineage: Eukaryota; Viridiplantae; Streptophyta; Magnoliopsida; Brassicales; Brassicaceae. Gene Ontology annotation, cellular component: mitochondrial intermembrane space. The transcript has 3 exons. Gene Ontology annotation, biological process: phospholipid transport. The record is from RefSeq and is a predicted model, not a curated record. The coding region runs from base 191 to 742 and encodes 183 amino acids. Gene Ontology annotation, molecular function: phosphatidic acid transfer activity.